This is a messenger RNA of Etheostoma spectabile (orangethroat darter), 1927 nucleotides long. RefSeq names its product APEX nuclease (apurinic/apyrimidinic endonuclease) 2 (gene apex2). The transcript has 6 exons. Gene Ontology annotation, cellular component: nucleus. Lineage: Eukaryota; Metazoa; Chordata; Actinopteri; Perciformes; Percidae. Bases 33 to 1778 code for a protein of 581 amino acids. The record is from RefSeq and is a predicted model, not a curated record. Gene Ontology annotation, biological process: base-excision repair. Gene Ontology annotation, molecular function: phosphoric diester hydrolase activity; double-stranded DNA 3'-5' DNA exonuclease activity; DNA-(apurinic or apyrimidinic site) endonuclease activity.
CGUACUUCUCCUUGCUUCCUUUUUACUUCCGGAUGUUCACAUUCUGGCUGCAGUCAAACAACCUGUCUAGAUGCAAACAACGUUACCCUCCGUGGUUUAACACAAUGAAGAUCGUUACUUGGAACAUAAAUGGUAUAAGGACUUUCAGAGGCGGCAUUAAAACGGCUCUUGAUUCACUGGACGCAGACAUUAUCUGUGUUCAAGAGACUAAAGUGACAAGAGACUUGCUUGAUGAAAGAACUGCCAUUGUUGAUGGCUACAACUCCUAUUUCAGCUUCAGUCGAGGACGCAGCGGCUAUUCAGGGGUUGCCACUUACUGUAAAGACAGUGCCACUCCAUUUGCUGCUGAGGAGGGUCUCACGGGUCUGCUGACCAACCAUGAAGGGGCUGUUGGGUGCUAUGGUGACCAGACUGAGUUCUGUAGCAAGGAGCUGCAGCUUUUGGACAACGAAGGACGAGCUGUUAUCACUCAGCACAGAAUCAUGUGUCAGGACAAAGAGCAAACUGUUACUGUAAUCAAUGUAUACUGUCCUCGGGCUGACCCUGAAAAGCCAGAGCGAAAGCAGUUCAAACUGCAGUUUUACAAGUUGCUUCAGAGUCGGGCUGAGGCUAUACUGAAAGAAGGGAGCCGUGUGAUUGUUUUAGGAGAUGUAAAUACAUCUCACCGGCAAAUAGACUACUGUGACCCCAGUGAUGUUGAUGAUUUUGGUGAAAACCCCGGUAGGAAAUGGCUGAAUGGCUUUUUACGCAGUGGCAUACGAGAGGCAGAGGAAAUGAAUGAGCAGGAACCUGGUGAAGAAUCUGAGGUAACCUCAACAGAUCCCACCGACAGUGGAAAAUUUGUGGAUACCUUCCGCUAUUUCCACCCAACUCGCACCAGCGCCUUCACAUGCUGGUCCACUCUCACUGGAGCGCGGCAGACCAACUAUGGCACACGCAUUGACUAUAUAUUUGCUGAUUGCCAGCUAGCCAAGGAGCAGUUUGUGGCAGCAGACAUCAGGCCAGAGGUGGAGGGGUCGGACCAUUGCCCUGUGUGGGGCCAACUGAGCUGCUCUCUCGUCUCCAGCUCCAAGCCUCCCCUCCUCUGUACAUGCUACCUGCCAGAGUUCGCUGGCAAGCAGCAGAAACUCUCCCGCUUCCUUGUUAAGGUGGAUCAAAAAUCAAUUCAGCCUGAGCUGAGGGAUGCAUUACCGGGAUCUCAAGAAGAGGAGGAAAGGAGGGAGAAUUUAAACCCUUCCACAGCUGGGAUCGUCUUUGGUAAAAAACGGUUAUUAACAUCAGACUGUGUUGUCCCAAAGGGGAAAAAGACUAAGACAGUUAAGACCUCUUCUAAGCCACAGGGCAGCCUCCUUUCCUUUUUCAAACCCAAACUCACAAAUGUUGUUACCUCAUCACAGAGCUCUCAAAAAGCGCCCACAACUAGUGAGAUCGGCGUACCUGUAGAUACUGAGCCUGUCUCUGGUUCACAACAGCAGUGCAGCAGCACCAUGGAGGAAAGUGACAAGCCAAUGAAGACAACACAGUUAACCCCACAGCCCUCUGUGGGAUGCUCAGGUGCCAAGAAAGGGGCAUCGUUAGUGUUUUGGAAGUCAGUGCUUCAUGGACCUCCCCCACCCCCCCCUUGUAAGGUCCAUAGGGAACCAUGUGUGCUUCGUACUGUAAAGAAGGAGGGUCCAAACAUGGGCAAACAGUUCUUUGUGUGUGCCCGUCCUCAGGGACUUGCCUCCAACCCCGAAGCUCGGUGUAAUUUCUUUGCGUGGGUCGACAAGGGGAAGUGACAUGUUCACUAUCUGACUCGUCAUUAAAAUCUCUAGCUCAAACAAGUAUUUUUAUACUACUACAGAGAUCGAACAUUUCACAGAUUUUAAUUGUUGACUGUGUUUUCUUCUUUGCUAACAUUUAAUAUUAAAAGACAGUAGUUUUCUAA